AUGACCAAAAAAAGGAGAGACAACGGUCAUGCCAAAAAGGGCUGGAGCCAUGUGCAGCCAAUUCGCUGCACUAACUGCGCCCGGUAUGUACCCAAGGACAAGGCCAUUAAGAAGUUCGUCAUUUGGUACACUGCCAUCAGGGACAUAUCCGAAGCAAGUGUCUUCGAUGCUUAUGUGCUCCCCAAACUCUAUGUAAAGCUGCAUUACUGUGUGAGCUGUGCUAUUCAUAGCAAGGUAGUCAGGAAUCGAUCUUGGGAAGCUCGGAAGGACCGAACACCCCCACAGCGAUUUAGACCUGCUGGUGCUGCACCACGACCUCCGCCAAAGCUCGUGUAA
Messenger RNA from Chionomys nivalis (European snow vole), 336 nucleotides. Its product is annotated as 40S ribosomal protein S26-like. The transcript has 2 exons. Gene Ontology annotation, biological process: translation. Gene Ontology annotation, molecular function: mRNA binding; structural constituent of ribosome. The record is from RefSeq and is a predicted model, not a curated record. Gene Ontology annotation, cellular component: ribosome; cytosolic small ribosomal subunit. Bases 1 to 336 code for a protein of 111 amino acids. Lineage: Eukaryota; Metazoa; Chordata; Mammalia; Rodentia; Cricetidae.